This is a messenger RNA of Schistosoma bovis, 3357 nucleotides long. NCBI's taxonomy places the organism in Eukaryota, Metazoa, Platyhelminthes, Trematoda, Strigeidida, Schistosomatidae. The record is from the annotation of a GenBank genome assembly.
AUGUCAAUCCUGUCAGUACUUGUUUUUGCUAUACACAUUUUAAUGGCCAGUCAUGUCAAUAAAGGGCAAGACAAUGACACAAUGUUUUCCUUUGGAUCAGUAUCAUCACAAUGUAGUGUGAAAUGCAUGAUUCCUAAGAAAGUUUGCAAGUUAGCAUACAGAAUGAUCACGCAGUGCCGGCAGAAUAGCCUAAAAACAUAUCUUUAUGGAAGAUACUCAUUUGUUGGAGUUUCCAGCUUGAAUGUUAUUGUGAAUAGAAUUGAACAGAACAAACAGUAUUGUCAAUCAAACAUCCCUGAUGAGUUUUUGAUACCUUUUAAGCUUGCUAAAUACGAUAUUUUUAGCAGUGCAGAAAGCCAGUCUUUAGAUUGUGCCAUUCAAGCUAUUUGGAAUGAUUAUACUCUGAAGCCCUUAAGUUUGGAUAUCACCAAUUGUAUACAGUUCUGGGCAUACGCCUGUGUUACAAAAAACGGCAAUAACAGGGAUGGAAGGAUUAACAAACCUCAAGAUUUGACCUCCGAAAUGUACUUUUCGAAGUUUAAAGUGGAAUGUUUGGUUCUAGACUAUUUAUUGAAUCUAACGCCGAUCUGUAAACCAUCCUUAGUUUCAUCAUUACUCGUAAAAUGCCUGGAGACACCUAACUUUUAUCUGUCUGAAUUUACUGAAUCUUCAAAUGAUUAUUAUAGAGGAUCUGAAAUACGUUUUGGUUAUCUAAACAUAACUAACACGGGGAAAAUUUCACUUCAUUUGGAUACGGAUCCAACUAUUCUAACCUCAUCUCCCAUCGGAAUAUGGAUUUCUGGGGUUAAAGGAGCUUGUGAUUUUCGCAUAUGGAAAGCUUGCUUACAAUUUCUUUUGAUCAAUGAAACCCAAAUAAAUAGAUUAGUCAAAGGUGAUUAUUUGGGAUACAUGAAUUCGACAAACAAUUCACCCAUGUUGUUGGCUGUUUAUCUAUGCGAUUCGAGCUUGCCACGUUUUUAUGAAACCAGUAUGGUAUAUUCAUGUGAAACUGAUACUUGUGAUUCUUCAGUUUAUAUGAGGCUACACAGAAAUUCUAAAGAUCCAGUGCAGUUAAAGUUUACUCUUUUGUCAAGCCUUGAAGAUAGUGUAUCUCUUCCAAAAUCCAGUUUCGAAAAUUCAGAAUAUUUUACAUGGAAUUUGGUAAAAAAUAUUUCACCUAAAGAAAAUUUGACCAUUUUAAAAGAUUCAGUGAAACAAUUUUGUGAUUCUGUUAAUGGUUUGGAAUAUUUUGAAGAUAAGUUUGUUCGUUUAGCGAUUCCUACUCUGUUUUCUGCGACAUCACAAAUCUCUGCCCGUUGUGUAUCUGAAAACCAGAACAGUAUGAAAAGUAAUCUGAAUUCUCACCCAUCUAGUGGUGAAUUUAAAAACUUGGAUUUGUCUGAAUCUAAUAUUCUGGAAGCUUCUUUACUAUCCGAAGAGGGUGUUAAAACUUCAUAUCACAAUUCUAGAGGAAGUCACUCCUAUAGAAUUACUUCAGAACAAUUAGAUGAAGAAUCUUUUCCUAGAGAGCCUCCUAGAAAAUCAAAUGGUUUCAUUAAAAGUGGCGAAUCAUCUGACAAUAAUUCCAAUCAAGAAGAUACUUAUAAUUAUGAUCCAAAUCGUUAUCGGAAUUUUCCUAAUCCUGUUACUUCAUCUGCGUCAGUUUCACCAGUUAGUACAACUUCAACUCCUAACACAGGAUGUACUGUUAAUAUUGGUCCCAAAGCCGUUUUCUCGGAGAUUCAUUCAAGGUUUGAUAUCAUCGACAUAACAAUGCAUUUUCUUCCUAUCCUUUCCGACCUUCCGAUGAAUCAGUUGGAGCGUCUUGAAAAAAUCAUUGCUAACAUGUUAGGUAAGAAGAAAAUUGGCUGUUUGGCACCUGAUACUUCGAAAAAUGGUGUGGUACGUGGUAAUAACCAGGAUUGUUUUAACAAGCAUGAUAUAAAACGGGGUAUAAGUAUUGGUGUUAACACAACUUUUGUAUCCAGUAGAACCAGUUUCAAGAAUAAAGAGCGGCUAAGUUGUGAUAGUCUGAAUAAUAAGGAUGUUCAAUCUUCAGUUUGUACAAGAAAGUCAUCCUUUAUCAAUGAUAGUUUAAGCGUUGUACAACAUCACAACAAUAAUGCAAAUUAUUCAAGACAAGAUGUGUUUGAGAAUUAUCGCCCUAUUUUGCAACUCAAAUCAUCAAGCCCGGUGCAUUUGAAAGGCAUAAAGAAAGGUGAACUACAAAUGGAUUUACAAUACCAAAGUGAUACUGCAGACAAAUACAGUUGGUUGUUAGCAAAUAUACAACAAGUUUUGAAUAAUAGAAUGAGAUGUGAUUCUGCAGCUUCCGCACCUCAUCCAGAUAGCAAUAAUAUUACGAAAAUCUUUUUCAAUCAAGAAUUGCGUACAUCAAAUUCUAUUCCUAUUGUUUUUCACGAAAAAGACGAUUGUGUCAACUAUCGUGUAAAUAGUGAUAAAAAUCCUGAAAAUUUCAAUCGAAGAGUUUCAAAUUGGUUUCAGUCUGAUCUAAAUAAGAAAAGUGAUAAUUCCUCGUCAUCGGCUACCAAGGUCAAUGAUACUGCAUUAACUAAUGGUAAUUAUAAAAGAACUGACACCCAUACAUAUGUUGAUCCCAGUCAUUCAACAAACCAGCUCAAUGUGAACCAGAAAUUAGCUGUUCCAGAAUCUAUUCAAGAUAUACAUUUAGUUAGUGUGAAAAAGAGAAGCGAAAACUUUCUUAAUAGUGGAUGUGCAGGCGAUACCGAUCAAAGUAUUUACUUAUCUUCUUUAGUAAAUAAAUAUUUGGGUAACAAAGCUGUUGGUAGUGGAACAGUGGAUACAGAUAAUUCUAUCGUAAUCGACUACAGCUUAGCGACGCUGGAUUAUAUGAAGCGACAUGGUAUAAUUGAAUGUCAUGGAGAUGACAAAUGUAAACAAAGUACCGCGCCAGUAAUAAAUAGUACUCCAACCGCUAACCACAAAAAUGCAUUACAUAACUAUACUUGCUUUAAGGCUCAAAGGGAUGAUUCUGUAUGUGCUCCAUCGAGUGGCCCAUCAUCUUCCAUUCCGUUUGUGUCUAUGGAUCCAAAAUCACCUGAUAUACGCGGUGACCUUACAAGUGGAGAGUCGCUCCCAAAUAUAAUGAAUGAGUUGGGUUUAGAUAAAUUACAAAUGACACAACAUACUGAAAUAUGCAACCCUGACACUAAUUAUCUGUCUACCUUGUCUGAUUGUUCUUUAGAAAAAGAUACUUCUAUACGACCAAUUUUAACAGUAUCGGAAUACUCACACAUUUUCGAUUAUGAUCCCAACGUUAUAAACAGUCCAAUUCUCGAUUUAGAACGAUUACGAUCGCUUCCCAAACUCCUAUGA